Molecule: messenger RNA, 2587 nt
Organism: Spodoptera frugiperda (fall armyworm)
Lineage: Eukaryota; Metazoa; Arthropoda; Insecta; Lepidoptera; Noctuidae
Gene: net
Product: transcription factor ATOH8-like
Exons: 2
Coding region: 1-717 (238 amino acids)
Molecular function (GO): DNA-binding transcription factor activity; protein dimerization activity
Source: RefSeq, a predicted model, not a curated record
AUGGAUCGCAUAUUAGAGCGAGAUGCCGGCUUCGUGUCAGGAGGCGAUGAUGACGACUCCUGCUCGGGACCAGCGCAUUCUGACGACUCGGGGGUCCGGCUGGUGGAGACUGACUCGCGGGUCAAACGACCUCGCACGCCCACCCGGUUACAACCACCUAAGAAACGUAUUCGACUGAAUUCGAGAGAAGACCUACCGAGCCCAGAAAGUGAUACAUCGGCCAGCCCUUUCAGACCUUGGUCCUUCACCGAGGAACCGCAGAGAGAACCCCUAUCUUUAGUCAAGAAAGAGACUAGUCUGUUGAGGCAGCGACGGAGGCCGCUGGAACCGCCUCCACCUCCAAUCCCACCACCACCGGGCCCACCAAGAGUUCCUCCACACCCAGGCGUCGUAGAACCUUACCAAGACAAAGCUAAGCCUAGGGAACAGAGGAAUUAUAAGAAUAUGACCCGAGAAAGGAGGAUAGAAGCAAACGCGAGAGAACGGACAAGAGUUCAUACCAUAAGUGCUGCCUUCGACACGUUGAGGCGUUCAGUUCCUGCAUACAGUCACAACCAGAAACUAUCAAAGUUGUCGGUGCUACGGAUAGCGUGCGCGUACAUUGCGGCGCUGUCUGCGGCGAUUGACCCUGAGGCUGAUUUAACGUCAGCAGUGGACCACGUGACGCAUACAAUACAUACCGAAGGGAAAUUGAGAAAGAAGAAGGAUGAUGCGUGAAGCGCAGUGGACUGAAGUGGCCGAAUUAAUUUUCUGUACAAUCGUAAUCGGUUUUUGGAGUUUUCGCUGAACUUGGUCCGUCAUCGGAGGCGAUGUGGAUAAGUGACAAUAACUUGCGAAUAGUAUUCCUAGUUCAGGGUGUGAUGACACUUUAAUGGAUUUCGUUCGUAACGUGAAAGCCAGAAGCCGAUUAUGGUUACCGCGUUUCAAUUAAAACCGUCCUGAGAAGCCUCUCUUUGCGCUAUAAGUUAGUACAAAAACGACAAUAAUAUUGGUAAUGGAAAAUUUAAUGUAUUAACUAUGUAUGUAGGUAUUUAUAUUGGAAUGUUUUGAAAGACAUGUUUGUCAUAUUCUUACGGGAAUAGGAAAUAUAAUUGCAGUAACUGAAAGUAGAGACCAUUUGUAAGCAGAUGGUUAGAAUUCUUCUGUCUGCAUUGGAAAGAGUACCUAGAUCUAAAAACAUUCUUUAUUGUGAAUCUCAAGCCUAGAAUAGGUAUCACUACGACCUAAGAAUGAUUUUUAGUUCGUAUUAAUUCUGUUACAAUCAAAAUCAAUUUUAUUAUGUGAAAAUUAUACGUCAACAAGAAUGGCGCCACUGUAGAUUUUUUCAUUAGAUGUUGCAAGUGUACCUAUGCCAAUUAGAUUUAAUUUCAUUAUACAAUCGGCCCAGUACAAAUUGUUAUGUUCCUAUUUCAUCUCCGUUCAUCUACAACAGAUCUCGGGUUUAAACGAUUCCUACUAAUUAAUAAUUAAAUUAAUAUUAAAGACAGAACUAGCAUUAUGGUGUAAUGUCACGUUCCGAAUACAUAGUAACGAAAAAAAAAAACAUCUCAUAGACAAGUAGUUUGGCAAAAUCUUUUUUUUUCAUGUAUGUUUACCAUUCCUCAGUCCAGUAUUAAAAUAAGGCAAAAAUACCUAAAGUAAAAUCAAUUUGUGCAAAAUUAUGUAUUUAUGGCUUUAAACAAUAUAUUUAUUACAAUCGAGUCAGUAAUUUAAGUGAGAACUGUAUAGUUUUUAUUUAGUUUAAGGAGAAAAUGUUGCAUUUUGUAAAUAUUAGUUUUAAAAUGUAAAUACUUAUUAUUAUAUUUUAGUAAUGGUCAAUGUUUUGUUUUGGUUCUCUUGGAAAUUCUUCGAGUACUUCUUUUUUAAUUGCGUUACAGUUUGGUUUCCACAGAUAAUAUCUAAGUACCUACCAAAUAAUGUGCAAGGAAUAUUAUUACUUGUUCUGGCAUUUUCAUUCAGCCUCCUUUAUUUCGUUUCAAUGAUUUACCUAUUAUGGAACAUUUAAUUUUGUUUUUGUUUUUUAUGGGAAUUAAAAUGCCUUGAUACUGUAUUGUGAUAUAAUUAUUGUAAAUAAAAUAGUUAUAGGAUAAUACAUCACAUUUUGUUAAGUCUGACGUGGGAAUAUAAAUUGACAUUGACAGUUUUGAAGGCUGUCAAAACUACCACUACAUUUUUGUAAUCUUUCAUUUUAUUUAAAACCGUUGAGGGUUUGCUUAUUUAUAACUAAUAUUCCAAACCUAACUCUUUGGAUUUUAAAUAAAAUGAAAGAUUUAUAAAUAAAUAUUACUAACUGCCGUACUGAGAGACAUUUAAUGAUUACAUAACCUAUUCCUUAGUAACGAUUUUGUUCAAAAAACUUGGGACUGGGUUAAAUAAGCAUUAAAUGUCCCUGAGUACAGUAGUUACAUAAGUGAGUACAGUCAGUGAACAAAGUAAUGAGUUACAGGGAUACUCUUCAUUAAAUUGAGACACUGACUUUAUCUACUUAACAUACAUGUACAGAUUCUGAUGGUGCAUUAUUAAUAAAAUUCAAAUAUAUAAUUAGCCAUAAAAAAGGAAAUAAAAGAAAGUGAAGUACACAAUUAAA